Macrosteles quadrilineatus (aster leafhopper) is the source of this 10764-nucleotide messenger RNA. Its product is annotated as CREB-binding protein-like. Gene Ontology annotation, biological process: positive regulation of transcription by RNA polymerase II. Gene Ontology annotation, molecular function: histone acetyltransferase activity; chromatin DNA binding; protein binding. The transcript is spliced from 35 exons. The record is from RefSeq and is a predicted model, not a curated record. Lineage: Eukaryota; Metazoa; Arthropoda; Insecta; Hemiptera; Cicadellidae. Bases 446 to 7267 code for a protein of 2273 amino acids. Gene Ontology annotation, cellular component: transcription regulator complex; histone acetyltransferase complex; nucleus.
CUAUCCGAGAGUGAGUUGAAAUUUGGAUAUUAUUCUUCAAAUUAUCGGUAAUUUUUGUCCAAUUAAUGAUUAUUUAUGAAGUUGUUUUAGUGAUAUUUUGUCUGUAGUUCAAUUCUAAAAAGUAAUUGUUUAUCAUAGUGCGUUUCAAAGUGAGAAACUGUGCGUGAUAUACAUUGCGAUCAUUGUGUGAGUUUCGACGGAAGAUGGAGAGAGGAACAGUGUAAGCUCAUCGGCCAGCUUGGGUCUUCAUUAUGCCCGAUGGUUGAUUUUGCGUUAUUAUUAUGUGCCUUGAGGGAUAUUUUAAAUAUCGGACUUAUGGCACAGAUAUUUUAAAUUUAUGCACCAGCCGUUGGAUGCGACUAAAAUCAUGUACGAAUUAUAAUUUUUAUUAAAUACGAGUACUCAGUCCAGGCAAAGUAGGUACGGCUUUGUAAACAGGGGAGAUAUGGCCGAUCAUCUUGUCACGGACGGGCCGCCAAAUAAGCGGCCGAAAUUGACGGAUCCGUUUCAGGGGACUUCAGAUUCGUCUGCGCUGUCGGCACAUCAUGCUUACACCAACUACGGCUUAACUUCGUCUGGUCUGGCAAGUGGUGGAGGCCCCCUACAGCAGCAACCUCAACAAUGGAACACAACCAGGAGAACAGAUAUCUUCACCAACAACGACAUGUUCAAUAUUGAAAAUGACCUGCCUGAUGAUUUGCUGGGGGAUUUGACUGGGUCAUCAUCAUGGAGCUCGGUGGCAGACGCCCCCACAUCUAAGCCCCCCGCCACAGGCCCGGGCCCUGGCAACAUGCAGAAUGGGGCCCUGGACCAGGACGGAGCCCCCAUGCAGCAGAGGCACAUGGUAGCCUCUCAGCAAUUGCAACAUCAACUGAUGCAGCAGAUGUUGCUGAACAAACAGGGUCAGUCACUGGGGCUGGGCGGAGGGCUAAAGGCCAACCCCGCCACCAUGCAGUCCCCACCCAACGUGUCUGUCAGCAAAGGAGACCCCAUGGUCAUGCCCAGCAGUAUGGGAGUUGGUCUCAACAACGUGCCUCCAGCCAACAUGAUAAUGACGAGUCCACCAGUGAACUCAAUGGGAGGCAUGGCAGGUGGAGGCAUUGUAGUAACUAACAGCCAAAACAAGCAGAAUCUUCCCACCACCAUGUUAGCUGGUGGUCCCAACGCUAAUCCUCAAGGAAUCAUGCAUCACGGGGUUCCCAACCAGGGUCUACAGAACGGACCAAUGAUGGCAGCUCGCGUGGGAGUGAUGCAGCAGCAGACACAUCUGGUCAACAGAGGGCAGAGUCCACACCAGGUCCACGCCAUCAGUGUGGGCCAACCCAGAAUACAGGGGCCCAACAUGGCUGCUAUGGGCCAGAUGCCUGGAGGUAUGGGUGCUGGACCUCAGUACAACUACAACAGAGGAGUGGGGGUAGCUGUGGUCACUCCUCAGCAACGCGGCCUUGCCAACAAUCUGGCAAUGCAGGCCAACCGCUUCGGUACAGCUGGCAAUGCGAUUGGCGGAGGUGUAGUGAACAGUGAAGGAGGCAUGGCUCAACAAGCUCAGCCUCCCGCUCCGUCCCCAGCCCAGCCCCAGAGUGGGGCCCCCACAGGUGGUCAGCCGGGGCCCACACAGGCUGCGACUCCUCAGUCUCAAUCUACAACCACCACAACACCCUCCACAUCCACUGCCGACCCAGAGAAGAGGAAACUGAUCCAACAACAGUUGGUGUUGCUACUGCACGCACACAAGUGUCAACGACGUGAGAGUCAGUCUAAUGGAGAGGCUUGGCAGUGUACUUUGCCACACUGCAUGACAAUGAAGAAUGUGCUGAAUCACAUGACGACCUGUCAGGCAGGCAAGUCUUGCUCUGUUCCUCAUUGCUCGUCGUCCAGACAAAUCAUCUCUCAUUGGAAACAUUGCAUGAGAGCUGACUGUCCUGUCUGUCUGCCUCUUAAACAAGCUGAUAAGAACCGAAACAAUCCCAAUGUAGUUGCACAGCAGGGAGCCACAGCUCUACCUAACCCCUCACCCUCGGACAUGAGGCGGGCCUACGACGCCCUAGGCAUCCAAUGUCCACCUACCACUGGACAGCUGAUGGGAGGCGCAGGUGCUGCGCAGGUGCGGCCUAGACUGCCAGUACCCUCACAAGCAAACGUGCUAUCCAACCAGCAACCAGGAGGCGUUGUGGGAUCUCAGUCAUCAGUGGUGGCUCCCAACGUAUCAUUGGACAACGCUGUCCCCACUGCCGCAGCCCAGACUGCUGCAUCCAUCCAGCAGAAUGUGGCCAACAUGCAGAACGCUCUGUUUGGCCUCAACAACCCUGAUUCAUCCAGUAAUAAUCUAGGCACAGUAGACAAUCAGCUAGCCAGCCUACAACUACCGGGAGUGGGACUAGCCGGUUCCGGCCAGGUCACUGCAACUCCAGUCCCCGGAACUAAGGAGUGGCAUCAGUCAGUCACAACUGAUCUCAGAAACCACUUGGUCCACAAACUUGUGCAAGCAAUAUUUCCAACACCAGAUCCCAAUGCCAUGAGGGACAAACGUAUGCACAACCUCGUAGCCUAUGCAAGAAAAGUGGAGGGAGACAUGUAUGAAAUGGCCAACUCAAGGUCCGAAUAUUACCAUUUGUUGGCUGAAAAGAUCUACAAAAUUCAAAAGGAACUUGAGGAGAAAAGACAAAAGAGGAAAGAACAGCAAAUGCAGCAGGCUGCAGCGCAGGUACAGAACCAGCCAGCGCAGCAGCAGCAGCAACAGCAGGUGGCAACGCAACCUCAGAUGAGGCCAGGUGCAGGAUGUGUCCCUACACGACCAGUCACUUCACAACACUUACCCUCUCACUCGCCAGUGGGUGGAGGUAUGUUGAGUGGACACCUGAGUGGACCCCGAAUGCCAUUUAACAACACACAGCCCACCUCACAGACUGGUCCUUCCACCCCUGGUAUGGUAGUGGGCCCUCCAGGUCCUAGCCCCACCCCCUCUCAGGCUCCCACCCCUGUCUCUUCUACUAGUCAAUUCUCCACCACCAACCAUCAGUUUCAGCAGCAGGCGAGGCUCAGCGCACCGCAGACUUCCCCGGCAUUCCCUCUACCUCCGUUCUCAUCACCCAACAACACGUCAGCCAGUAGUGGAGGAGUGAUGGUGUCACAACCCUCGUGUGUCACUCCUCCCCCCACUUCCUCACCCUUACCUCCCACCUCAGGACCUCCCACAAUCCCUUCCCCGUCACUCAGUCCCGCCAACACCACCACCACGUCACAGUUUGCUAGAACAACUUCCACCACAAGCUCCAGUUCAUAUACAAGUCAGAUGGCUGCAAUCACUGCUGCACUCACACGGGAUGAAGAUUCACCCCCGAGUUCAAACCAAAAUAAGGGAAAACUGAAUCAAGUUGGCUCCAAAGGUGAGAGGGACGAAGGGGAUGAUGAGGGUGAAUCUCGUCACGGUGGCGAGGGAGGAGGCAAGGGCAUGCCUAACUUUGACUGUGGGAAACAGAUCAAACAAGAAAUCAAGACUGAGCCAAUGGACCACGACACAAUCAAAGAAGAAGUUUCAAUCAAAGAGGAGCCGAGAUCUCCUAAAACAGAAGCAGAUAUCAAACCACCAGUUCCCAUCGAGCCUAUAGUGCAAGGAAGUGACAAAAAGAAAAAGUGCCUGUUCAAACCUGAUGAGCUUAGACAGGCUCUGAUGCCUACGCUGGAGAAGCUGUACCGCCAGGACCCAGAGUCUUUGCCGUUCCGUCAGCCUGUAGACCCACAGUCUCUCGGCAUCCCAGAGUACUUUGAGAUUGUCAAGCGGCCAAUGGACCUGAGCACUAUUAAGCGUAAGCUGGACACAGGCCAAUACUCAGACCCGUGGGAGUACGUGGAUGAUGUCUGGCUCAUGUUCGACAACGCCUGGCUCUACAAUAGGAAGAGCUCCCGCGUCUAUAGAUAUUGUACAAAGUUAUCCGAAGUGUUUGAAGUGGAGAUAGACCCUGUGAUGCAAGCUUUAGGCUACUGUUGUGGCCGCAAAUAUACGUUCAACCCUCAAGUUUUAUGCUGUUACGGCAAACAGCUGUGUACCAUCCCAAGAGAUGCCAAAUACUACAGCUAUCAGAACAGAAGCUACGGUGUUGUGUCGGAUAGAUACACUUUCUGCCAGAAGUGCUUCAACGACAUACCCGGAGACACUGUCACCUUGGGAGACGAUCCCACCCAGCCACAGACUGUAAUCAAAAAGGACCAGUUCAAAGAGAUGAAGAACGAUCACUUGGAGCUGGAGCCGUUUGUGGAGUGUUCGGACUGUGGCCGCAAAGUGCACCAGAUCUGCUGUUUACACAUGGAGGCUAUCUGGCCACAAGGGUUUGCUUGUGAAAAUUGCCUUAAAAAGAAAUCACAAAAACGAAAAGAUAACAAAUUUAACGCCAAAAGAUUACCAGUGACAAAAUUGGGCACUUAUAUAGAGACAAGAGUAAAUAAUUUCUUGAAGAAGAAAGAGGCAGGAGCUGGGGAAGUGGCCAUUAGGGUGGUUGCCAGCUCGGACAAAAUAGUGGAGGUGAAGCCCGGCAUGAGGAACAAGUUUGUGGAAAACGGUGAUCUGCCAGAACAGUUCCCAUACAGGGCGAAAGCUUUGUUUGCCUUUGAAGACAUCGACGGCACAGACGUUUGUUUCUUUGGCAUGCACGUGCAGGAAUAUGGCUCCGAGUGUCCCAACCCCAACACGAGGCGGGUGUACAUCGCAUACCUGGACUCAGUUCACUUCUUCAGGCCGAGGCAGUUCAGGACUGCUGUUUACCAUGAGAUCUUACUCGGCUAUCUGGACUAUGUCAAACAACUUGGAUACACGAUGGCACACAUCUGGGCUUGUCCACCUUCAGAAGGUGACGACUACAUUUUCCACUGCCAUCCCCAGGAGCAAAAAAUACCAAAGCCAAAGCGAUUACAAGAAUGGUACAAGAAGAUGCUGGACAAGGGAAUUAUCGAGAGGAUAGUUUUAGAUUAUAAGGAUAUUCUAAAGCAAGCAAUGGAAGACAAGUUGAGUAGUGCAGCUGAACUGCCUUACUUUGAGGGUGACUUCUGGCCUAAUGUCCUGGAGGAGAGCAUCAAGGAGUUAGACCAGGAGGAGGAAGAGAAGAGGAAACAAGCUGAGGCAGCUGAGGCCGCAGCCAAUGCUUACUUGUCAAUAUCAGAGGACAGUGAAGUUGGAGCGGAUGGUAAAAAGAAAGGACAGAAAAAAGCCAAGAAGUCAAACAAGUCUAAAGCGAACCAAAGGAAAAGCAAUAGCAAAAAAUCAAAUACGCCUCAGACUGGAAAUGAUUUGUCUGCAAAAAUCUUUGCCACAAUGGAGAAGCACAAAGAAGUAUUUUUUGUUAUAAGGCUUCAUUCAGCACAGUCUGCAGCCAGUUUACAGCCAAUCCAAGACCCUGACCCAUUCAUCAAUUGUGAUCUGAUGGACGGGCGUGAUGCUUUUCUCACUAUGGCGCGAGAGAGGCAUUACGAGUUCUCCUCAUUACGAAGGGCGAAAUACUCGUCAAUGGCGAUGCUUUAUGAGUUACACAACCAGGGUCAAGACCGCUUUGUCUACACAUGCAACAAUUGCAAGCUACACGUUGAGACCCGUUACCACUGCACUAUCUGUGAUGACUUUGAUUUGUGUAUAACAUGUUACGGCAAGGAUGGACAUCCUCACAAGAUGGAAAAGUUGGGCUUGGAUCUGGACGACGGAUCAUCACCUGCAGACCAGAAACAAGCAAACCCACAGGAGGCGCGGAAGUUGUCCAUACAGAGGUGUAUCCAGUCACUGGUGCAUGCAUGUCAGUGUCGGGACGCCAACUGUCGUCUGCCCAGCUGUCAGAAGAUGAAGCGGGUGGUGCAGCACACCAAGAUCUGCAAACGCAAGGCCAACGGAGACUGUCCUAUCUGCAAACAGCUCAUUGCACUCUGUUGCUACCACGCCAAGUAUUGUCAAGAGACCAAAUGCCCGGUGCCGUUCUGUCAGAACAUCAAGUACAAGAUGAAGCAGCAACAAUUACAGGCGAGAUUGCAGCAAGCGCAGCUGCUGCGUAGGCGAAUGGCUGUCAUGAAUACUAGAGGGUCUGUGAUGGGGUCGAGUGCAGUCAGUCCAGGCGCUCAGCAGACAGUGGUGAUGCCAGCUCUGCCGGCACCUUCACCUCAACACCAGCCUGGCAUCGGCCUCAAGCCUGGCACUCAGACUCCUCCUGCCAACGUACUGCAAGUUGUCAAACAGGUGCAGGAGGAGGCGGCCAGACAACAAGCACCUCACGCUGCUGUAGGCUAUGUAGGCAAAGUGCCUCAGUCUGUACCUCAAGUGAUGCCUCCUCCACAGCUACAGAGAGGGCCAGGGCCAGGACCAACCCCGCUUCUCUCCAUGGACCAGUGGCAACAGAACAGAUACCAAACAGCCAAUGUGGGCAAUGCAGGGCUGAGGCAGCCUAACCCUCAGCCUGGGGCGCAAGGACCCAUCGUGGGGGCAAUGCGACUCUCUCAGCCAGGACCUAACCCCCAGAGCAAACAGGCGCUUCAACAACUGCUGCACACUCUACGAUCACCCAACACUCCGGAACAGCAGCAGCAGAUACUGCAGAUCCUCAAGAGCAACCCUCAGCUGAUGGCAGCCUUUAUCAAACAGAGGCAAAACUUCCAGAUGCAGCAGCAGCAGCAGCAGCAGAACGUGGUGAACGUACCUCAGGCGCCGACCCAGCAGCUUCAGCACAUGAUGACUCAGCAGCAAAAUCCACAACAGAACAGGCUGCACAUGCAGAUGCCUCAACAGAACCCUCAGAUGAUGCAACAACAACCCAACUGGUACAAGCAGCAGCAGAUUCUGGCUAUCCAACAGAGACAACAGCAACAACAACAGCAGCAGCAGCAACAACAACAGCCGACUCAGCAGUUCCCCGGGGGCUAUACGCCUCAGCAGCAACGGUUACCAAUGAGAAGUUACUCGCAAGGCUUCCCUGACCAGUACCCUGUCAAACCCAACCCUAGUCCAGUCCAGUCGCCCCAGGGCAUGAUGGGUCCUCCUGGUAUGUCGCAACAACAACUCAUGUCUGUCAGGUCGCCCCCACCUAUACGGUCGCCUCAACCCAACCCCUCGCCUCGGCCAGUACAGUCACCUCGCAACCAGCCGGUGCCCUCGCCUCACCACGACCUCGGUGGACCCAGUGAGAUGAUGUUAUCACAACUAGGCUCCUCCGCUACCGGACUGCCGCCCCCAGCACCCCCACAGCCCGACGAUCUUACGCCUCAGGAUCAGUUGACUAAAUAUGUGGAAAAUUUGUAGUACAGUGCGGCUUUUUAGUUUUUAAUGUGUACUUAAAAGGACAUUUUCCUUGUCGAUAAACAAAGCAAUCUUCCUAUCCUGUGUUAUGUAAAAAUGUUGUGAUUGUUGUCGAUUAUAGUAUUAUUAUUCUGUUAGUGUAGGUGUACAUAAGUUAAAUAGUGCCGGGUGGCGAAUGUGUAUAGCGUCCCUAUGAUCCGCUCGUGCUUUAUUUAUUGAACUUUAUUAUUUGACCAAAAAUAAAGAUGUGAAACAUUUUGUUAAAGGAAUGUUGACUAUCGAUGGCCGUUUUUAGUCUCUUUUGUGUCUUGUGUAUUGUUGUUUUUGUUUUAGUCUCUUUUUACGACACAAAUGUGAGAAUAUUUCAACUACACGAAAUAAAAUAUUUGUAUGUACAUCGUUAAACCUUUAUUGUAAAGAAAAGUAACACUUAAAUCCUCUUUUUAUAUAUAGACUUAAUACAAUUAUUACAUCUUUUGUAAACAAAAAGGUGCCGCUGUGUAAAUAUAGUAAUAGAAAAUGUUUUACGUGUAUAUAAAUGUAUUAUUGUUCGAUAAAUGACUAGUAUACAUUAAUAAAAACACAUAUAUAAAUAUAUGGAUAUCUAAGAUAAAAAUAAAUGAUUGUUGUUCAUAAAAUUUGUCUUUAACUUGUCUCACAAGUUAGGCUGUGUUCAUGGUUAUGUGUAAAAAGGAUUGGAAUGGAUUUGUUACUCUAAGAUGACAACUCAUUUGUUAAAAUUAUCUUUCCUCUACUUCUUCUGUGAACUAUGUAUUUGUAGGUACUGUUUUGUUACUUCAUUCAUAUUGGAUUAAUGAUAGUUUUUAUACAUGACUAAGUGAGUGAAUCGAGUUCAGAUUAAGAUCUCCGAUAGACAGAUUUUUCAACAGAUCGUGUAAUGAUAUUUUUAUAUAUAAUACAAACAAAUAGGUUGUCUCCAGCCAUGUACAUUGGGUACUAGUUCCUCUCUACUCGCUUAGAGAGAAUUUCUUCAAAAGCUUUGCUUUUGUGAAUUAUCUCUUACUAUUAAAUUUUUUAGGUAUAUUUAUUGUUAUUUUAUUUGUUACUCCCUUUUCAGUUUGGAAUUUCAUCUUAAUCUGACUACAAUUUUCCCUUUCAAACUCGAUCCAAUAGCCAUUAUAAACACUAGAUUCAAAUAUAAAAUGUGUGAAUACAAGUGAGAAGAUUUUUUUACUAUCAGAGUAAUAUUACACGCUCUAUCCUAUUUGGAUUUAUCGCCUGCAUGUUUUCUGCCAAAUGUGAUACGAUUGUUAGGUAGAUGAAAUUCCAAAGACCUCCUCAGAGAUGUGUUACAGUAUUAAGAUGAGACGAGCGAUGGUACGAGGAUAUGUCCAUGGAUCAAAUCAUUAGUUUCAUAGUUGUUGUUAUUAACUUAUUGUAUUUUAUUUUGUUUAUAAUUUUAAAUGUGGACAAUUUUUUAUUUUGUUGUUAUAUUAUUAAGUCUGUAAUAUUAGCUGAUGUCAUUUCCAACGUCCCUAACAUUAACGAUGAUAAAAUAAUGAUUUAUAUAUAUAUUUUUGUAUUGUAUAAGUUAUUGUUCCUUUUACAAUUAAAUUGUCGACGAUCGAACACCACUAGAUUUAUUUCUGUAAAUUAUGUAAACAAAAUUGAAUCAAAUGUAUAGUCGAGGGAAAUUUAAAAAUUAUGUCACAACGACGACCUUUUGUAAAUAAAAUGUUUUCUUAUACGACCCCGUUUAGACCUCAUGUCCCAGUCCUGUCCCCCAAAAAUUGUGGGUUUAUGAUUCAGCAACAGAAAAGUAUAAAACUUAAACAGUGGGUGGCGCUAUACAUUCCGUUCCCAUGUUAAAGCUGUGGUCAGAUUUUAGAAUCAAAUAAACACAGUUGAAUUAUUGAGCCUCUGAUAGAGUGUGAUACUGUCAAUUACUAGUUUUUGCAAUUACUAUCUGUCUACUUACUGUGUAGUAACAAUAUCUGAGAAAGUUAUUUUGACAGCAGCUUUCUAUGAGAGGCUCAUUCAACUUUGUUAUAUUUGAAUAGCAAAAAAAUAUUAGAAUGGCCACAGCUGUUUCAUAUAAAUGGAAUGUUUACCCCAUCGAGAUCGAUGGUUUACCCUAGUUUCAUAGAGUCAGUGGAAAAAUAUGAAAGCGGUUAACAUGUUUCAAUGUAAUUAAAGAUAUUUUUGAUUUUAAUAUUUCCAAACAGGAGGCCUUAAAUAGUUUUCAUACAAAUAACUAAUAUAAAAAAGUUGAUUCAAUCUGUUGAAUAACUGGUACUAUAAUGAAUUCAUUUUUAACAUCACAUCAAGUUUCUAAUUUGAUACUAGGCCAGCCAUGAAAUCAAACUGUCGAGUUAGGUAAUUUUAGGUCUUAACGUAAAAAACCUUUAUAACUACAGUAUGAACAGAGCGAGUGUUCUCGUAAAAUGUGCCUUUUUAUGAGCAUGACCCCUUUCUGCAUCAUGUAGUUCAUACCUAAACCCAGUUCUGUAAGAUAUAUUAAAAUGCUACUGCACGUAUGGUAUUAAAUUUUAAAACUCUUCUUAAAUGAAAAACUAAUUUGUCAUAUAGUUAUUUCUCAAAAAGUAUCAAUCAAAGAUUAUUUUUUUUGAAAAAUAGGGGAUGUUAUCUAUUUUGUACACUUUAUACAGUAUUACUAUCUCUGUCCCUUAAAAACCCUCCUUUGCUAAAAUAUUAAAGAGAUUUCCCAACAAUUGCAUUACAAACAUUAAAACCAUAGGUACUUAAACUAAAUUUACAAAACUAUACUAUGAUGUUUUACUAGUUAGCAAUAUUGUUUAAAUGUGAUCGAAGUAAAAAAAAUUAGGGUGGUAAAACAAAUAUUGUGUGUGAAACAAAGAUGAAGUUUUAUGAAUAUUGGAAACCGUUUGAGGUUUUUUUGGUAAAUUUCAAAAUGGUUACUUUUCUCAACCAAUUUGUAUUUAUUAACUACCUGUCAACGUGCUAAAUAAAGUAAAAUGGUUAUCACUUUAAUAUUUUGAUUUUUUAUGGUGUUCAUUUCAAACACAAUUUUUUUAAGUUGCAAUUUUCUGUUUCAAACGUUAUAUAAUUAAAUCAUGUUUUAUUUCAACGGUAGAAGUGUUUUUUAGUUUUGAUUUGCAAGUCUCGGUGCAAUUACAUACAAAGAGGACUGUUAUUAUAAAGUUAAAGACGGUGACUGUGUUUUCCAAAAACCAAAUUCUAAGCUAGUAGUUAGAGAUUUAAGGUCCAACUCCAUAAUACUAAGAGUAAGUUGGAGAUAGGUUCAGUGUAAAUAUUGUAUCUAGUUAUACAUAAGCGCUCAAUGUAUAGUGUAUGAUUACUUGACGUGAAAAUGUACAUAAUAUAAAUGUAUUUAAAGUGUGAUUGUUUUCACACAAAUGGAGAAUGUAGCUUUCCGUUUAUUAUUUUUGUUAAAGUGUCACAGAGUGGAGGCCGAAGUGUGUAUAUAGAAGCUACUCUUGUCUCAUUAGCUGUUAGAAAUUUGAAGAAUUUUUUUUAAAUAAAUAUUUAAGCAAUUA